Molecule: messenger RNA, 1254 nt
Organism: Naegleria lovaniensis
Lineage: Eukaryota; Heterolobosea; Eutetramitea; Acrasida; Naegleriidae
Exons: 1
Coding region: 1-1254 (417 amino acids)
Biological process (GO): activation of GTPase activity; nucleocytoplasmic transport
Cellular component (GO): perinuclear region of cytoplasm; cytosol; nucleus
Molecular function (GO): GTPase activator activity; small GTPase binding
Source: RefSeq, a predicted model, not a curated record
AUGGGAUUGACUCUUUCAUCCAAUUCUUCAGUUAAUUCAUACACUCCGAGUUGCUUUGAUGAUGAUUUGUGUGUUUAUAUCAUGUCCUUUCUUGAAUUUGAUACCAUUAAAGUGUGUUUUUUCGUUUCUAAACAAUGGAAUAUGAUGGCAAGAAAAACUCCUGUAUCAUUGAUGAUGCGUUAUAAUUAUCAUAACGGAUUGGAAAAACGGUUGGAAUUAAUGUCUAAAUGUCAACAUGUAAAUAUUACUUCGUUGGAUUUGGGACAAAAUUCAAUUGAAAAACCCAGUGCGAUUAAAAACAUUGUACAAAGCAAAAUUGCAUCACGUUUGAAAGUACUGAAAUUAGAUUAUAAUUAUUCUCUACGUGAUAGUGCUCUUUCAUUGAUUACAACAUCCACAAAAUUAACGAAUUUACAAGUUUUAAAUGUCAAUCAUUGUAAUAUCACUGACAUUGGAGUGGAAGCAUUGGCUCAAAGUGUAAUCAUGUCAAAUCUCAGAGAGUUGCAUUUACAGGGAAAUGAUAUAAGCGAAAAAGGAGCUCGAGCUCUCUCUACAAGCAAAUUUAUGAGCAAAUUACAAAUUCUCCAUCUUGGUUAUUUCAAGAUGGAGAUCACCAGAAUUGGAUCAAAAGGAGCUCACUAUCUUGCACAUGGAAAUUCCAAAUUCACUGAAUUAUAUUUAUCAUUUUGUGACAUUGGGGACAGUGGAGCCAUAGAAAUUGGAAAAAGUCCUCACAUGUCAAAUUUAACAGUAUUGAAUUUAAGAUCGAAUAAUAUUGGAAAUGAAGGAGCCAUGGCAUUGAUUGGAAGUGACUACCUUACCACAUUGACGUUUUUAGAUCUUUCUGGAAACCGUCUUGAAAAAUCUGGUGCCAAACUAAUUGCCUUAAAACUGUCGAAUUUAACUACUUUAAGAGUGGGAAGCAAUGAAAUUCAAGAAGAAGGAGCCAUCUCCAUUGUGACAAGUCCACACAUGAGUAAUCUCACUUGUCUCUCCAUGAGUUAUAAUUCUCUGGGAGUUAAUUUUGCUGAAAAAUUGGCUUCAAGUCCGUAUCUAUCAAAAUUGAAAUCGUUGGAUUUGUGUGGCAACCAAUUGGGUGAUGAAGGGACGAUCAUCAUUGCCUCCAGUGGUGAAAAUUUGAAAAAUCUCACCCAAUUAGUUCAUGAAUUGUCACACAAUCAGUCUACAACUGUCAUUUUGAAAAAAUUUGGAAAACAAGAGAUAUCGCACCGACAAUCACAACAACAACAAUGA